AUGUUAAAUAAUUUUUCAAAUAAAUCUAUCUAAUGGGAUGAUAUUUUUACCAUUCCAAAUAUGAUAGAACUUAAUAAACCUACAGAUUCUUAUUAUUUUGAAGCUCCUCAAAAGUUUUCUGAAAAAGGUGUUAAACCACUAUUUAUAUGA
This is a messenger RNA of Paramecium primaurelia, 150 nucleotides long. NCBI's taxonomy places the organism in Eukaryota, Ciliophora, Oligohymenophorea, Peniculida, Parameciidae. The record is from the annotation of a GenBank genome assembly.